Messenger RNA from Protomyces lactucae-debilis, 531 nucleotides. RefSeq lists its product as uncharacterized. The transcript has a single exon. Lineage: Eukaryota; Fungi; Ascomycota; Taphrinomycetes; Taphrinales; Protomycetaceae. The record is from RefSeq and is a predicted model, not a curated record. The coding region runs from base 1 to 531 and encodes 176 amino acids.
AUGAAGCAACAGAAGACGGAGACGGCGAAAUCUUCUGGUACCUCGAUAGGCCUACAGUCUCCACCAGUUGCGAAUUUGUCGAUCAUGGAGGGUGUGGCCAUCAACAGACAUGCUCGUCCGGCAACAAAGGCAUUGCCGAGUGAUCAUGUCAGCAUCGAGACUCUGAUGAAGAAGACGAGCCAACAAGAGUCGUCUCAUGGCAGUCAUGAUGAACAGCGAGUAACAAGCCUUGAGGGUGAACUUGAACAGAUGCAAGAACGGCUGGCUGGUAUCUUGUAUGAGCAAGGCAAGAAACAUCAAGCUGAGAUGGAGCAACUCGAGGCUCGCUUGUCAAGAUCAUAUCAGCUACAGCUGGAAGGGCUGGAAGCUAGACUGGAAGCACGAAAUCAAGAAUGUCAGACACGGUCGCUCAAAAAGUUUGACGCGAAGCUGCUCGAAGCCAAGCUGCUUGCUACUAGUAGAGAUGCUAUUGCUUCUGCAUCCAUCUCAAUGCGGAAUGAAACGUACAAAGGUACCCAAGCUACUGUAUAG